AUGGCCUCUAAAGCAGCGAUUUCUGACCCCAUCACCGCAAGUGACAUAAUGGCUGUCGUCAAAAUCAACUGGGAGAAGCUGGCCGCCAAAGCCGGCUUCAAGGACGCUGCCACAGCCAGAGACCACUACGGAGCACUCCUUCAGCCCGGCGAUACGGAGAGUCCUUGA
This is a messenger RNA of Hypoxylon trugodes, 168 nucleotides long. RefSeq lists its product as uncharacterized. Lineage: Eukaryota; Fungi; Ascomycota; Sordariomycetes; Xylariales; Hypoxylaceae. The coding region runs from base 1 to 168 and encodes 55 amino acids. The record is from RefSeq and is a predicted model, not a curated record. The transcript is spliced from 2 exons.